Molecule: messenger RNA, 6074 nt
Organism: Periophthalmus magnuspinnatus
Lineage: Eukaryota; Metazoa; Chordata; Actinopteri; Gobiiformes; Gobiidae
Product: otolith matrix protein OMM-64-like
Exons: 20
Coding region: 223-3378 (1051 amino acids)
Biological process (GO): immunoglobulin mediated immune response; cytokine-mediated signaling pathway
Cellular component (GO): external side of plasma membrane
Molecular function (GO): cytokine receptor activity
Source: RefSeq, a predicted model, not a curated record
GUCCCUUCUCCCUGGAAAUUUACGCACGGAUCAUAGAAUCGCUUGGAACUGGAAAAGUUUUUUGGAUCGUGAUUUUACUUUAUCUUUCCCGUGUUUUCCCGUUCCUGUGUGAACUUUAUUUAGAAGUACUUGCAUUUUUUAACACAUUGGAUCGAUCAGAGCUGGUGGUUUUGUCACCGUCCUCUCGGGUCAGACACGCGUAAAAGUGAAAGUUUGAAUUAAAUGUGGGACAGUCUGAUGUUUAUCCUCUCCAGACCGUGCGCCAUGACUACGCUGUGUUUCUACUUGUGGUUCAUCUUGAAGUUAACUUUGGUUACAGGUCAGUCCGCAUAUUACGUCCUUAAGGGCAGAGCGGCCGUCCUGACUCCAGCUCUGCCCAAACCCCCUGAUGACAUUCUGUGGAAGCACAAUGGAGACAAAGUGAUCAUGUUUGAUGGUGCAGAGGAGCAAGUGUUUGAUCCAUAUAACAGCAGAGUAACUCUGGCCUGGGACACAGCCCAACUCACCAUCACAGAUGUCACAUAUGAAGACAGUGGAGAAUAUGAGCUGGAGGCUAUCAUCAGUGAGAGGCUGUACCGCUCACAACGUAUGCUCAAGGUCCUAGACGAGGUUUCCAAGCCUGUGAUCAGAUGUGAGAUGAAGGAUGAGAACAGUAACAGUAACAUUACUUCUGCGACACUGCACUGCUCUUCACCGUCUAAUACUCCAGAAGCUCUGACGUUUAUAUGGAACCUGGAAGGUAAAAGUGAGCAGGGCCAAACUUUACCCAUCGCCCUGGGCAACGAGCACGACGACAUCAUGUACAGCUGCACCGCAAAUAACCACCUGCAUGAAGAGACCAGCAGCUUCAUGGCCAAAGACUGUUACACAGAAAGAACUUCUGAGCCUGUGAAUAUAAUUGUCCCCAUUGUCAUUGUUUCCCUAAUUCUGUUGGCCCUUUGCAUUUUUCUCAUCAAAUUUCGGCAUCGAAUAAAGAGAGCGUGUUCAAAAAUGGGGAAGAAUGACGACUUGGAAAAACAGCCAAAUGGAGCAGAUUCUUCUCUAAUGACAAAGCGAAAUGAAUCUGACAAAAAAGGUGAACGUGAUCCGUUAAUAGAAAUUGACAUCCACCGGCAGGAAACUAUGUUAUCAUCACAAAGACUUCCUCAGCAACAACAUGGGACAGAAGUGCCACGAGGAAAGGUCGAGGAUAUACGUAAAAAAUUUGAAAAUGGUGAAAAUGCAGAUUCACUUCCAGGUAAAAGAAAUGACACUGGUGGAAAAGCUGCAUCUGCAUCUGCAUCUCUGAACAGCAGUGUGCAAAAGCCAGAACCAGACCCAGGACACAUGGCUUCAGGAGGAGACAUGGACUUACAACAUGAAGAGUUUAAGAAUGUUCCUACAACAGAGGAAGCUGGAGAUAUACACUCUGAUGAGUCUGAUGAAGAGGAAUUUCACAGUGCUCCACAAACACCAGAGUCACUGUCUCCAAGCAGUGAGACUCAAGAUAACCACGAUAUUAAACCUACACCAUCAGACCAGAGGAGCAGUGAGCAGACAGAACCAGAGAAACAGCCAGACAAGCAUCACAAAGACCAGGAUGAGGAGAAGAAAAAGGAAGAGGCUGGUUUUUCAGACUCUAUUCAGACAGAUUCAAAUGAGUCCAACAAGACUCCAGAACAAACAGAGUUGCUUCAGUCCUCUCCUCAGAGCAGCACAUCUCCUGUUGAUCCAGUUGAACCAGAGAGCAAAGAACAGACUAAUCCUGAUGUAGACUUAAACACAAACCAGGUGAAAACUGAUCCUCUGAGCGAUGAUCCUUCAAACCAUGAAGAAACCAGUGAAGCUCCAGAACCAGGCAAGGACCAAACUCCACCCUCUGACUCCAGUGAUGAAGAGGACAAAGGUCAUGACGAGUCCAACACAGAGAAACAGACACAAGACUCACCCAGCAAGUCAUCUGAAAAUAAUGUAGAGAAAACAUUCACUGAAGAAACAGAAUCACCGUCUUCAAGCAGCGAGCCUCAAGAUGACCACAAGAAAAACUCUACACCAUCAGAGCAGAGGAGCAGUGAGCAGACAGAACCAGGGAAACAGUCAGACGAGCAUCACAAAGACCAGGAUGAGGAGAAGAAAGAGGAAGAGGCUGGUUCUUCCGUCUCUAUUCAGACAGAUUCAAAUGAGUCCACCAAGACUCCAGAACAAACAGUUGCAGAGUCGCCUCAGUCCUCUCCUCAGAGCAGUGGAUCUGCUGUUGGUCCAGUUCAACCAAGGAGCAAAGAACAGAUUAAUCCUGAUGCAGAUAAUGCAGACUUAAACACAGACCAGGUGAAAACUGACCCUCUGAGUGAUGAUCCUUCAAACCACGAAGGACAGUUAAAGGAUUCACAGAUGUCUCCUGUAUCAGAAACCAGUGAAGCUCCAGAACCAGACAAGGACCAAACUCCACCCUCUGACUCCAGUGAUGUAGAGGACAAAGAUCAUGACGAGUCCAACACAGAGAAACAGACACAAGACUCACCCAGCAAGUCAUCUGAAAAUAAUGUAGAGAAAACGGCCACUGAAGAAUCAGAAUCACCGUCUUCAAGCAGCGAGCCUCAAGAUGACCACAAGAAAAACUCUACACCAUCAGAGCAGAGGAGCAGUGAGCAGACAGAACCAGAGAAACAGCCAGACGAGCAUCACAAAGACCAGGAUGAGGAGAAGAAAGAGGAAGAGGCUGGUUCUUCAGAACAAACGGAAUCACAGUCUCCAAACAGUGAGACUCAAGAUAACCACGAUAUUAAACCUACACCAUCAGAGCAAAGGAGCAGUGAGCAGACAGGACCAGAAGAACAGUCAGAUGAACAUCACAAAGACCAGGAUGAGGAGAAGAAAAAGGAAGAGGCUGGUUCUUCCGUCUCUAUUCAGACAGAUUCAAAUGAGUCCACCAAGACUCCAGAACAAACAGUAUCACAGACACAACCUGCAUCAGCUGAAUCUGAGGACAAAAAAAAGGUGGAUAGUGAAGACACGGACAGCAUGGACAAUAAUCUGCAAGAAACUUCUGAAACCAGUGAAGCUCCAGAACGAGGCGAGGACCAAACUCCACCCUCUGAGUCCAGUGAUGAAGAGGACAAAGGUCAUGACAAGACCAACACAGAGAAACAGACACAAGACUCACCCAGCAAGUCAUCUGAAAAUAAUGUAGAGAAAACGGCCACUGAAGAAACAGAGCAACAGAAAAAGGACUCACCCAGCAAGUCAUCUGAAAAAAAUGGAGAGAACACGGCCAAUGAAGAAACAGCUUCACCUGGAGCCUCUGAUGUUGAUAAAGAAAACAAGAACAGUGAUGGUGAGGGCGCACAGAAGGAGAGAAAGGAGACGAAAGAAGAGACAAAAAAUCUGACUCUUAAGUAAAGUAAUGGAGCAGAAGGUCACCGUGGUAGAUGAUGAAAACAGUAAAGCCUGACUGGGCUGAUGCUGAGCACUGUGGAGGUCAAAUGUGGAACAAGAGAAACAUCAUGCUGCUUCCUGCUUCUGAAGAGUGAGGACGCUGUCCUUGUUUCCUCCUGCUGCUUGCUUCUUGUCAAGAAACCUCUGUUCUCGACGCGCUGGUUUACCAAAAAAGACUCAAAACAGGUAUUAGACUUAUUUCUUACUCUGAUCAGAGGGAAGGAGCACAGAAGAAGAACCCACACAUGCUUAAAUGAGGUCUUCUCUGCCUUUUCCACCAUCUCCUCCUCAAACCAGCCUUUUUAUUAACAGCUUGACAUUCUUCAGCAAUUUCCUUGUUUGUCAGCAGAACAACAUCUCAGUCCCCUCCCCACAUUCACACGACCUUUCUGUUAUUUUAGGUUAUGGUUGUGAACCAUUCAACUCAGUUCAGUUUCUUUAUGACUUAAUUACUUUACGACUUAUUUAAACAGACUUGUAGUUUUCCAUCACACCCAGUUAGUCUAUAUAAGUAUACAAUUGAUUAAUGAUAAAACUGAACAUAAUUUCAUUCACACUUCUUCACUAGCUUCCAGUGCUAGAAAUCUGUCUAGUUAAGAUUUUCUUUGAAGUAAAUAAAAACUUUUAAACCAUUUGUACAUUUUAACAACUUAUCUGAUGAGCCAGCGACAUGUCCAGAGGAAGAGACCAAGGGAAGUUUUUUUCUGUGAACACUGUCAGAACUAUCAACAAGAAAUGAAUGAGCUACAAGCUUUAGAAUUUGAAAAAGGACUUCACCAGAAGCUACCCGUGACCUCCUCCUGGUAAGUAUCUCGAUCUCUCCCAGAGACCGAGUCAGCAGCACCUCCACCUCCCCCAGCAAAGGACUCAUCACCAGCGUCAGUAGAGAUUUCAGAUCCAGCAGCAUCCUCAUCACCUCCCCUGCCCACAGACCUGUCCUCGAUUGCCUUUGCUACAUCUACUCCAUCUAAGGACCAAUCAUCUAGAAAGGCUCAACAGAUCAGGAAUUAAGAUGGCUACCCUCACACCUUUACAAUGGAACUCAAACAACCACCAACAUUACUCGACUUACUCAUAUUCAAGCCUCCCCAUCAAUGUCAAAGUUUUAUUGGUGAUUUUACUGAGAUGCUUUCAGUCGUAUGUACAGACUUUGAUGGUUUAGUCAUUAUAUGUGAUUUUAAAUUACAUGUGAAUAAUGUGUUUGACAGAAAGGCUUAAGAGCUCAGUGCUUGUCCUUUGGUCUGACUCAGCAUGUCAGCGAGUCCACCCACAUCAGAGAGCACACCUUGCUUAUUACAAAAGGAGUAAAUAUUUCAAAUGUCACUGUGGUCGAUGUUGCUCUGUCUGAUCAUUUCUGUGUCUUCUUUGACCUGUCUGUUAUUCCCUAACCAGGGGCUGGUCGUGCAGUUGUUCAGACAUGACGCAUAAAUGAUAAAACAGGUGCACUGUGCACUUUGAAAAUGCCUCAUGUUCUAAUGUUGAUGAUUUGUUGAACUCUGUGACUUUGAGUGUUUUAAAUGUUCUGGACACCAUUGCCCCGAUGAAGGUUAAAAUUGUUGAAGAUAAGCAAAAAGCGUCAUAGAGGAAUGAUGAGGAGAAAUGAGAGAAUGGUGCAAGUCAAAGCUUCAGGUUCAUUAUGAGAUUUACAGAGAAAAGAUGCACAUGUACAACCACAGUUUAUGUAGAAAAAGGGAGAGUUGUUUUUUUUCUUUUUUUACACUAAUGGAAAUUGCAAUAAUAACUCUCGUGCCCUCUUAACAAAACCUCCAGCUCUGCUGCCAUUACAACUGAUUUCCACAUCUAAGUGCUACAGAUUUGCAGUAUUUUUAAUGACAAGCUUCAGAACAUUAAACAUAGACCUAGACACUUAGAGCUGACUCACUUUGCACCUGUAACAAAACUGUUCAAGAGAUCAUCACCAGUCUGAGUUCAUCUACUUGCUGCCUCAAUGUGUUACCCACUAAAUUUCUAGUCUGUGCUCAACAGUUUGCUCUCACCACUUGAUUUCAUAGUUAACAUGUCACUUCAAUCUGGAACAUUCUCAAGAGCUUUGAAAACUGUGGUUGUCAAGCCUCUCCUAAAGAAGAGCAGUCUCAACAAUUACUGACCAAUCUCAAAUCUGCCAUUUUUAGUCCUUUUAGUCCUUGUUUACCAACAGCUUAUUAACUUUCUCCAAAUUAAUAACUCAUUAGAUUUUUCCAGUCAGGUUUUAGACCCCACCACAGCACUGAGACUGCUCUUAUGAAGGUGACAAAUGACAUGAUGAGAUUGUCUUAAAGGGACUAGAGGACUGUGUGAGCGUCUCUGGUACUGCCCACAAUUUGUUCAAGUCCUACCUAGAAGACAGGAAGUAUUUUGUUGAAGAUGGAAAGCACCAAAGUUACUUCUCCCACAUGCUAGUGCCAUAUGAACCAUCUCUCAGGGACUGGCCUCCCGUUGGUGCCCAGAUUCAGGACUAAACAUGGGCAAUCAGCUUUUUAGUUUUAUGCAGUCUUUCUGAAGAUUAAUCCAGGCUCCAAAUGGUUCUUUUUAGCUGUGCAUAUGACUGAAAGGUUUUUAUUCUGCAGUUUUCUUUUUUAAUGUUAGUUUUAUUAGGAUUAUUAUUAUUAUUAUUUUUUAUUUUUUUUGUAUUAUAAUUUUAAUGCCUUUCUUAUUCUGUA